CCUUCCUUUUUUACGCACUGCCUCGGACGGGCGGGUAUGCUGUGGACUCGCCCGCUAGACGCCGUGGUUGCUGCUUGGCAGGAUAAGGAUUUUAUUCCUCACUGCUAUGGGGGCAAGAAGUAUUCCAGAAAGGAAUCAUGAUCUCUGAUGCUGUACUGAAAUCUGUUCUUCCGUUUCCUGAAAAUCUGAAAAAUAAAUUUCUGGUUUUUUAUCUUAUUCUGAGCUUAUAUCUACUAUAUAUACAAGCCAGCAGUCAAUUGGAAGCUGUGCUACAGGACCUGGAAAAGAUUAAAGUCAACUCUGAGAUUGAUGCCUAUUUAUAUACUGCAGAUUUAAAUUAUCCCAGUCAUUGUAAUCUAUCAGUGAUAAAAUGCUUUCAGCUUGAGAUGGAAGUAGUUUUGUAUGAAUCUAAAUUUGAGGAUCGAAAUUUUUGUAAUAGUGUGUAUCGUAUAGUCAGAAUUGUUAAAUAUUUUCUAUCCUUUGAAACGAAUACAGAUACAUACACCUGCCAACGAUGUGAAACAUAUAAAGAAAAAAAAUAUUCAGAAUUUAUAGAAAACUUCAAGUUUGUCAUACAGCGGAUCAACAGAGAAGAGAAGAAAAAAUGAAAAUUGUGUACUGAGAUACUUCAUUGAAGCUGGAAGAAAUAAUGUAUUUUCUUCUUGGAAAGAUAAUUUCUCAGUGGUCAACCUAAUCCCAUCUCUCUCUUUUUUUCCUCUUCCCUUCUGGGAGUUUGAAGUAGAGGUAGUCCUCAUUUAGUGACCAUUUGCAGUUACAAUUAUGAUGAAAAAGUAACUUUUCAACCAAUCCUUGCAUUUGUACAGCAAAGGAAAUUUAAGUAAAAUCAUAGGCACAGUUGAGUUUCCACUUAGCAACUACUUUCCUUAAUGACAGUUGUGGGUCCCAAUUGGGAUAGUUAAACAAAUACUACCUGUAACUAAAGUAGCUGAACCACACCUAUGCACCAAUUAUAAAAGGAGUUUGCCUUCUGCUUCAAGAGAGGAGAUCACAUUUAUAUACUGAAAAAGAAAAAGAGAAUCCAAAGAGGAGGAAAUUGGGGAACAUCCGGACUGAAUUGGCUUUGGACAGUGACUGAAAAUGUGAAAAAGAUGGGUGCAGAUUCAGAAACACACAACUGAAAGAUGAAUGUAUCUGCUUCUUCAUGAAAUCCAGAAGUGCUGAAUAGCAUAGCAGCCAAAGAGAGAGCUGAGUAAACCUGGUAAUUUACAAAGUUGUAGGCAAUUCAAACUUCUUGUACAAGAAAGGGACGAAAAGUGGAAAAGGAGUUUACAGAAAUUAUGAGAAGAUAAACAUAGUGGUAAGAUGUAGAAAUAAGUAGGUAUCAUCAUUUAAUUUUAAAUCCUUUCCUUGGUUUUUUUUUUAGUAACCCUUCAGUACAAAUCUGUCACAUGGGUAAGAGGAUCUGGAUAGAAAUGUAGAGGUGGAAUUGCUUUGUCAUCACAUAUCAUUUGAUGUUACACUUUAGGAUAUUACUGAUAUUGCAUGCACAUAUGUCAGUGUUAAGAGGUACAAAUGCCAAAUCUAAGAGGAAUUUUUCUUAAUUAUUUUUCUCAAAGAUCUCUAUAUAUAAAAGCUUAAAACAAUCUUAUCAUCCUUAAUUCUGGAUAGAAUUACUGCAUAAUUUGGGGGUGCUUCUAGACUUGCAACGUCUGUUUGAAGAGCAGGUGGCAGUUAUGAUAGGGUCUUUGUGCAGUUGCCCCCUUUCCUGGAUCAUAAGGCCCUGCAUGUAAUCACUCAUGCCUUGGUCAUCUCCCAGUUGGAUUACUGCAAUAUUCUCUAUGUGGGGCUACCCUUGAAAAGUAUUCAGAUGCUACAACUGGUAUAGAAUGCAGUGGUGCAGAGAGUUUUGGAGGUACCUCAGAUGGUACAUGUGACGCUGCUAUGUGAGCUGCACUGGCUGCCAGUUUGCUUCCAUGUCCAAUUCAAGUUGUGGUUAUCACCUUUAAAGCCCUUUAUGGCAUGGGCCCAGGGCAUAUGAAGACCAUCUCACCCCAAUGAGACUAGCCCACUCCACUCACUCCAGUGGGAAAGGGCUAUUUUGGAUUCUAUUAGCCAAAGAAUUUAAACUGCUGGGGUCCAGGAGAAGAGCUCUGUAAAAACAAGAUUCUGGAGAUGUAAAACAAUGACAAACUUGAAAUUCUGGAGAGUAAGAGAGCAAUUGUUGACAGAGAAUUAGAAUUAGAAAGAGAACUAGAUAAUAUGGCUCUAUUGGCUUUGCCAUUGAGAGAGGGAAAAUGACAUUUACAGUAUUCCCAGGGAAUUCUGAUGAAUUUUUUUUUAAAAAAAGUUGCUAAAGUUUUAGAAAAUGUUUUGGAUUGGGAUGAGGAGGUAUAAAUUGGUAGAAAUUGAUAAGGUUUAUAGAAUAAAUACAAGAUUUGUGAGAAUAAGAAAUGUUCUGAGGGAUGUUUUGGGGCCCUUUGUCAAAAAGAAGACAAGGAAUCAAAGUUUGCAGCAGCAUUUUAAUACAAGAUCGAAGAUAAUACAGCUAUAAUUGUUCUCAAAGACAUUCCUGUAAGAAUCUUCGGUAAAAGAAAUGAGUAUUCUUUUUUAGCCUGAGAGAUUAAAGCAAAAAAAAAAAAAGAUUUCAUUUCAAUGGGACAAAUUGAUAGUGUGAUUUUUACUUUCAACCAAUGUAUUUAAAAUGUGGUCAUUUAUAGUCUUUAUCUGGGUCUUUAUCACAUAGUAAUAGACUGAUUUUGCAUGAAUAAAAUGUAAUUCGCUGUUUAAAAAUUAGUUAUAUCAAUUUAUUGAAGCUUAUUUGGAUUUUCUUUGGGUGGUUUUUCUAUUUUUUCUUUCUUCUACAUGUUUUCUAGAAAUGUUUUUCUUAUAAUAGUAGUUUGUGUAAUUUAGCAAUAAAAAAU
Messenger RNA from Protobothrops mucrosquamatus (brown spotted pit viper), 2882 nucleotides. It is a transcript of the gene IL15, whose product is annotated as interleukin 15. NCBI's taxonomy places the organism in Eukaryota, Metazoa, Chordata, Lepidosauria, Squamata, Viperidae. The transcript is spliced from 6 exons. Gene Ontology annotation, biological process: positive regulation of tyrosine phosphorylation of STAT protein; positive regulation of cytokine production; immune response. Gene Ontology annotation, molecular function: cytokine receptor binding; cytokine activity. The coding region runs from base 138 to 608 and encodes 156 amino acids. The record is from RefSeq and is a predicted model, not a curated record. Gene Ontology annotation, cellular component: extracellular region.